GUUUUUACAAGUUUAGUUUAUCCCGCAUUCUCAGAGACGAUGUUUUUGCUGAAUCUUCCUGAUGAGCUACUCUUGCUUGUGAUCUCGUACCUGGAUGGCUGCUCCCUUUAUUGCUUAUCACGCGCAGAGAGAAAGCUGAAAGCUCUCAUCGGCAAGCGUACAAUUGCUACCCCUACAGCCGCCUUUUUCGAAGCUAUGAGAUGCAAUUAUGCUGAGAUCGUCAAAUUUAUCGUCCACAAUGAUUGGGUAUCUACAUUGAAUUUAGAAAUUGCGGCUUCGGAGGCAUCAGAAAGGGGCAAUCUAGAGGCUGUCAAAGCGUUGCUUGAUCUGGGGCCCUAUACUGAUUAUUCAGAAGCACUGUGGGCAGCUGCAGAGAAUGGCAAGGAGGAUAUAGUUGACGUUAUUCUUCGAUGGGAUAGAGAUAACGUCAUACCAGAACGCUGGAGACGUCUGCGGCUACCAUUUGAAAUAGCCAAAAAAAAGGCAGUGAGAAACCUCCUCAUCCAACAUAGUCCAAAGGCUGCACUUCCACAUAUGGUCCUAGGAAAUCACAUCGAGGAAGUUAAAGGAAUUCUGGAGGCUGGGACACUUUCCCAGGAACCCGAAAUAUUGGACAUUGCCACAUCUUACGGUACAAUGGAUAUGGUUCGACUUCUACUGGCUUAUGGUUAUCACAGCCAGCAUGCAUAUAUGAUAGCAAUUCGCAAAAGCAAUCUCGAAUUGGCAGACCUGUUGAACGGAGACCCAAAUGCAAUGCUGAGAGGUGAACGACCACUACAUGUGGCUGCGCGGACGUCCUCUGCUGUUAGUAUCACAUAUCUCCUUGCCAGCGGUGCCGACCAAACACUACUGGACGAACACCACCAAAGCGCCUUCGAUAUUGCGAUAGGAAAAGGGGAUGAAUUGGCCAUUCGCGCAUUCAACCAUAAUCGUCAUAGAUACCCGGUAAGAAAUCGGAAGCGCUACGCACCGGAAAGCCGCAACGAAAAAGGAAAGCGACGUACCAUCGGACAAUUACACUAAUAGAGUUCCGAAUUGAGCUACGGGAGACACUCG
This is a messenger RNA of Aspergillus pseudonomiae, 1056 nucleotides long. RefSeq lists its product as uncharacterized. The transcript has a single exon. Gene Ontology annotation, molecular function: protein binding. The coding region runs from base 40 to 1023 and encodes 327 amino acids. The record is from RefSeq and is a predicted model, not a curated record. Lineage: Eukaryota; Fungi; Ascomycota; Eurotiomycetes; Eurotiales; Aspergillaceae.